This is a messenger RNA of Neofelis nebulosa (Clouded leopard), 2094 nucleotides long. RefSeq names its product N-myc downstream regulated 1 (gene NDRG1). The record is from RefSeq and is a predicted model, not a curated record. Gene Ontology annotation, cellular component: cytoplasm. Lineage: Eukaryota; Metazoa; Chordata; Mammalia; Carnivora; Felidae. Bases 101 to 1366 code for a protein of 421 amino acids. Gene Ontology annotation, biological process: signal transduction. The transcript is spliced from 16 exons.
CACUGGACAGCUUUAUUCUCUUCCUCGCGUCCAUCGGCCACACUUACUGUUCUCAAAUGAGCAAGAUAGCUAAAUACAGACCUGUGUUCUCGCUGUGAAAAUGCAGUGUCCCCGCAAACCCGCCAGCCGUGCCUCCUGUACCGAAUUUCGGCGUCCGUACCGGCUUUCGCUAACGUCAACUGAAGUAAGCAAGACAGGUGACAGCAGGAACAUGUCUCGGGAGCUGCAGGAUGUGGACCUCGCCGAGGUGAAGCCUUUGGUGGAGAAAGGGGAGACCAUCACCGGCCUUCUGCAAGAGUUUGAUGUUCAGGAGCAGGACAUCGAGACUGUGCAUGGCUCCAUUCACGUCACGCUGUGCGGGACCCCCAAGGGAAACCGGCCCGUCAUCCUCACGUACCACGACAUUGGCAUGAACCACAAAACGUGUUACAACCCCCUUUUCAACUCCGAGGACAUGCAGGAGAUCACACAGCACUUUGCUGUGUGCCACGUGGAUGCCCCUGGCCAGCAGGACGGUGCUGCCUCCUUCCCCGUGGGGUACAUGUACCCCUCCAUGGACCAGCUGGCUGAAAUGCUUCCUGGAGUCCUCCACCAGUUUGGGCUGAAAAGCAUUAUCGGCAUGGGAACCGGAGCAGGGGCCUACAUCCUCACGCGAUUCGCCUUGAACAACCCGGAGAUGGUGGAGGGCCUCGUCCUCAUCAACGUGAACCCUUGUGCCGAAGGCUGGAUGGACUGGGCCGCGUCCAAGAUCUCCGGAUGGACCCAAGCCCUCCCAGACAUGGUGGUGUCCCACCUCUUCGGGAAGGAGGAAAUGCAGAAUAACGUGGAAGUCGUCCACACCUACCGCCAGCACAUCGUGAAAGACAUGAACCCCGGCAACCUGCACCUGUUCAUCAAUGCCUACAACAGCCGGCGAGACCUGGAGAUUGAGCGGCCCAUGCCCGGAGCCCACACAGUCACCCUGCAGUGUCCUGCUUUGUUGGUGGUUGGGGACAGUUCUCCUGCUGUGGAUGCCGUGGUGGAGUGCAACUCGAAAUUGGAUCCAACAAAGACGACUCUCCUCAAGAUGGCGGAUUGCGGUGGCCUCCCGCAGAUCUCCCAGCCGGCGAAGCUUGCGGAGGCCUUCAAGUACUUCGUGCAGGGCAUGGGAUACAUGCCCUCGGCCAGCAUGACCCGCCUGAUGCGCUCCCGCACGGCCUCCGGCUCCAGCGUCACGUCCCUGGAGGGCGCCCGCAGCCGCUCCCACACCAGCGAGGGCACCCGCAGCCGCUCCCACACCAGCGAGGGUGCUCGCCUGGACAUCACCCCCAACUCCGGGGCCACCGGCAACAACGCCGGGCCCAAGUCCAUGGAGGUGUCCUGCUAGGCGGCCUGCGCCGUGGCCGUCCCCGGACUCUGGGCUCACGCAACCGCCCUUCCUCCAGCCCUUCCCGCCCUGCCUGCCACACCACACGUAACUCGUAUUAACCCAAAGCUUAUGGUGUAAGACAGCUCUGGGGGGACAAAGUUAGACCGGGUUUGUCGAGGGCGCCUCUCCCAUCAGGGCAGGGCGGGCAGACCAAAGGAAAAGAAGCAUCUCAGUGUCCUGUGCUCAUUGGCGGGUGGCCUGGCGGCCACCCUCUUACCCUCCCUCAGAGACGCCAAACUGCCAAAAACAAGACGCACCGCCCUAGACGCUUCCUAAAUCCAGGCCUAGGCUGGUUCUAACGGGCAUUUUGUCGGAAGCCCAGCCCCUUUACUUCCUGUUUCCUCUCCAACUAAAGAACAACUGACCCAGUUUCUGGAAACAAAACCCCGUUCUGAUUUGGGUAGGGGGAGAGCCGCGGAUGGUGGGGAGCUCUUUUAACUCAGCAAAACAGGAAGCGGGAAAGAGGUGGACUUUCUGUGGAGGCUAGAACGCUUGGAAAAACAAAUCUACGCAGUGAAACGUGAAGAAGUAGGUUUCUCAAGUUCGUGUAUAUAUCUACUUUUUAAUGCCGAAACACACAAGCCUGCUUUUCUGGCAUCCUUUCAAUGGGUGGUGAAAGCGGGCGACAAAAUCUCCGGGCUUUCCCAGAGAAACAGUCUUGGCAAACAUUGGUAUCGUGAAUUCAA